CUGUGAGAACAUCAGAGCAGAGGAACAGAGGGAGCCUCACUGAGAGAGACAACAUGAAAUCAGUAUUCAAGGCUGUAUUGCUGCUGGUUCUGCUCACUCCUCUUCACUGCAGAAAACUCCAAAAGGUCCAGACCAGAGGGAUGAGAAGAGCAAAAGGUCGGACCGUGAAGCUGAUCCUGGACCCCUCCCUCUCCACACAUGUGUCCUCAAACCUCCCCCUGUCCCUCAGCAACUCAGCCAACAUGUCUUUGUCUCCAUGGAUCUACAGAAAGCGUUGUGAUCCAUCGCGUGUGCCUCAGUGUCUGUACCACGCUGAAUGCCUGACCAUGGGCUGUAUAAAUCCUGAAAUCGGAGUAGAGGAUCUGAAUCUGGAGGCCAAACCCAUCAAAUAUCAGCUCUUGGUCCUGCACAGAGUCGUGCGCAAACAGAAAAAGAACUUCCACAGAGACAAGAAGCGCUACGACUUCAAGCUGGGCACGGAGGAGGUGUCUGUGGGCUGCACGUGCGUCAGGCCCAACGUGCUCACGCUCAACUGAUGACGCUCACGCAAGGCUCAGGGACAAGACAACGGCGCCCCCAUGUGGACACAGCCUUUAAUGCUUUUGCACUUUUACAGGUUUUAGACUAUUUAUAAAAGCAUAAUAUUUUACAAGUAAUAUAACUUUAUGUUCUGUUUGGAUGCCGAAUACUGAGACUUUUUAUUUAUCAUUUAAGUUUAUAAUGGAAUAGCCUGUAUAAUGGAGAACCUGUAGCUUGGGAGCUACUUGUAGCUCUCCACCCCUUUUCAAGUAGCUCGCCAAGGGAUUUCAGAAUUACACGUAUUGUCCUGAAUAACUCAGAUUUGAUGAAUGAAAUGCCUAUUAUUACUUUUCAUUUUGAUGACUGAUUUUGUGUAUUCAUAAAUUAAUAAUGGUUUAUGUUUUAUCAAACUGUACCUCAUCUACCGGUAAGUCUUGAUAUGGCUCUUAUGUAUACUUUAUUGCCGCUAAAAUUAGUAGCUCAAAGGAAUUUUCGUUUUGUAAAGGUAGCUCACCCGAAGAAAAAGGUUGGAGACCCCUGUUCUACAAUGACCUUUCUUACUAUGACUUGUUAUUGUAUUUCGUUUGAGCAAAACUUUAGCAACUUUUUCAUACUGUAACAAUGUGUUAAGCACAAAGAAGUGAAAUCGUGCCCUUCUACAGUUUUUGCUUUAAAGGGCCAAUAUUAAAUGCCAGGUACAUUAAUGAGUAAAAUCUUAUAUACAUUUUUAAGAUACAUUUUGAGAACAAAUGUUAACUGACUGCAUGUUUUACACCCUUAAAUGUAUAUUACGCAAAAUUGACUCUUGUGAGCUUUAAGCCAUUUUAGAAUGCUUUCCCUCCUCAAAAACAUACCUGGAGUUGUGUUUUGUUUCAUUCACACAAGUUUCAGUAACCCUUUAUUAUUAGCCUGAAUGCAUUUUCAAAACUCAAAAUGCUCUGUUCCACCUUCUGAUAUAAUGCAGUUAGCAGCUAACUUUUACCUUUUUAUUCAGUAGAAAUAGGAAAUUCCAGGGCUGGGAUUAUCUGAAGUUAUCAUAGUGAUGGUUUUUUGAGUUUAAAAACAGAGUGGAGCACUUCCUGUAUGAUAUCACAAGGUGGAACGAGUGUUUUCUGCAUGAGAGAAGAACUCAACCUAUAUGCAGGGUUUGUGUGAAUGAAACAGAACAGAAAUUCAGGUGUGUUUCUGAAGAUGAAACAACAUUAACAUAGCAUUAUAGAAUAUAAUAGGAAAUAGCCUAACUUUGUCAUUUAGGAUACUGGGAGACUUUAAUGUUGUAAGCUGUAUUGUAGAUGUCAUAGCUGAUUUUCUAAAAUGCUUCUCAAAUACUGCUGUCACAUUGAAGCUUGUUAUGACUUGUGCUUAAAUAAUAAACAGAGAAUAGUGA
Messenger RNA from Boleophthalmus pectinirostris (great blue-spotted mudskipper), 1906 nucleotides. It is a transcript of the gene il17a/f3, whose product is annotated as interleukin 17a/f3. Gene Ontology annotation, biological process: inflammatory response. Gene Ontology annotation, cellular component: extracellular region. Gene Ontology annotation, molecular function: cytokine activity. Lineage: Eukaryota; Metazoa; Chordata; Actinopteri; Gobiiformes; Gobiidae. The transcript is spliced from 4 exons. The record is from RefSeq and is a predicted model, not a curated record. The coding region runs from base 54 to 536 and encodes 160 amino acids.